AUGCCUAAGAAAGCUGCGGGCGAAAACUCUAAAAAGGCCGCAGGCAACGCCCGCAAAGCCGACGCCGCGGCCGCAAAGCAAGCGGAAGCGGACAAAAAGGCAGCAGCCGCAGAAGCCGAGCAAUGUGCCGCAGCAGAAGAGAAACAAGCUGAGGCUCUGCGCAAAAAAGCCGAAAAAGCAGCCCUUCUCGCUGAAGAAGAAGCCUCACUUCCCUCCAAGCCCAAAGGCGCCGGCGCCAAAAAGGCAGAGAAGAAACCCAGAGGCAUAGAUUCGGCAUUUAGUGAUCUUGACGGUCAAACUUCAAAAAAGGCUACAUCACUCAACGCAACCGGCAUUGACAAUGCGCUUGACGCGCUAUCUCUGACGUCUAACACCAAUGAGAGCAUAGACCGGCAUCCAGAGAGGAGAUUCAAAGCAGCAUAUACCCAGUAUGAGGAGCGAAGAUUAGAAGAGAUGAAAGAUGAGAAAGGACUGAGGCGAAACCAGAAGAUUGACCAGAUACGCAAGGAAUUUGAGAAACAUCCAGACAACCCAUUCAAUCAGGUCGCAGGGAAGUUCAACAGUACGCGGGAAGAGUUAAGGGAUAUUGCGGCGGGUGAGAGGGACAAGACAGAGAGGAGGCUUGGAGGGCAGUGA
Messenger RNA from Pseudovirgaria hyperparasitica, 636 nucleotides. Its product is annotated as DUF1014-domain-containing protein. The transcript has 2 exons. Gene Ontology annotation, molecular function: transcription coactivator activity. The coding region runs from base 1 to 636 and encodes 211 amino acids. Gene Ontology annotation, biological process: transcription by RNA polymerase II. NCBI's taxonomy places the organism in Eukaryota, Fungi, Ascomycota, Dothideomycetes, Acrospermales, Acrospermaceae. The record is from RefSeq and is a predicted model, not a curated record. Gene Ontology annotation, cellular component: nucleus.